ACGAAGAGAAUGACAUUGGUCCCGCCGGAAUCGGAAAAAGUUCAUUUUCCGGCGACUUUGACCGGCGGGCGGCGGCGGCGGGGCCUGGAAGAAAAGAAAAGAAGAAAUGGGGUCAAAUUGAAAAUUUUAAAAUAUAUAAAAUUCGAAUUUGGCCCUAAUGACCGGAAGUUAACCUAGAAACGGGCUAAUGGCUCAUUAGUGAAAGGAUUGUGUAAGUUCAGGGAUUUUUGUGAAAGGAUUUGAAGUUCAGGCUUAAGCUUUGGAGAAGCCCUAAAAGUGGAGCGAGGCCUAAUCAAUGAAAUGGACAGCUGCUGCGGCGAGAAUACGUCGCCGCCGGCGAUAGACUUGCAAGACGAAGGCUCAACUCCGGCGAGAUCAAGAAAGCUGAUUGAGGCAUGCCAGGAGUGGGGCUGCUUCAGGGUGUACAACCACCAUAGCAUCCUCCCGCUGUCGCUCGCGAUGGAGAUGAAAGAAGUGGUGAGAUCUCUGUUCGAUCUUCCGCCGGAGGUCAAGCAGAGGAACGCCGACGUUCUCCCCGGCGGCGGGUAUGUGGGCCCGACUCCGACCAACCCGCUCUACGAAGCUUUUGGGCUUUAUGAUAUGUCAUCUCCUCCAGAUGUUGAAGCCUUCUGUGCCCAGCUCCACGCCUCACAUCACCAGAGAGAGACAAUAAUGAGGUAUGCAAAAGCAGUGCAUGAAUUGAUGAUAGUGAUUGGGAGGAGAUUAUGUGAAGGGUUGGGCUUGGAAGGGGAUGAUCGUUUUGAAGGAUGGCCUUGUCAAUUCAGAAUAAACAAGUACCAUUUCACCCCCGAGAGCAUUGGCUUGUGUGGGGUGCAAAUACACACGGAUUCCGGAUUUCUUACCGUACUUCAGGACGAUGAGAGUGUCGGUGGGUUGGAAGUCAUGAACAAAUCAGGCAAAUUUGUCGCGGUCGAUCCCUGUCCUGGUACCCUACUACUUAACCUUGGAGACAUGGCAACAGUUUGGAGCAAUGGAAGAUUUUGCAAUGUGAAGCACAGGGUGAUGUGCAAGGAACCAACCGUUCGGUUUUCGAUUGCUUCAUUCCUUUUGGGUCCGAGGGAGGAUGCCAUACGACCGCCACCGGAGUUGCUAGAGCCGCCUCAUCUCCGGCGACUAUAUGUUCCCAUCACCUAUGAUAAACUUAGACAGCUCCGGCUAGACAACAACAUGCGUGCUGGUGAAGUUCUUUCCCUUUUGUUGGCUGAGAAUUAGGGUUUUUUCUUUAGGUGACCCAAACUUAAUUCAUAUUGUUGUACUCCGUAUUAUACAAGGUAAAAGACUAAAGUAGAAGUAGAACAUUGAAUAUGUAUACUAAAAUAGAAUUUUUAUAUUUUUAAUUUCUAAAUAGAGGUUAAAAUAUAUUUACAGUGUCAAU
This is a messenger RNA of Cuscuta campestris, 1396 nucleotides long. The record is from the annotation of a GenBank genome assembly. Lineage: Eukaryota; Viridiplantae; Streptophyta; Magnoliopsida; Solanales; Convolvulaceae.